Molecule: messenger RNA, 357 nt
Organism: Cucurbita maxima (winter squash)
Lineage: Eukaryota; Viridiplantae; Streptophyta; Magnoliopsida; Cucurbitales; Cucurbitaceae
Exons: 1
Coding region: 1-357 (118 amino acids)
Source: RefSeq, a predicted model, not a curated record
AUGACCACCAAUCUACUCGUCUUCCGCCCCAUCGGAAUCCGACCCUCUGCCAGCGCCGGCACCGGUCACCGGAAACCAGAUCCCCAACGCCAUUACAGGCCCUGGUGGAAACCUUGCCCGCCGAACAAAAUCACCGAGGGCGCGCAGCCAGAUCCUAAUUCGGAUUCGAAUUCGAAUUUGGCAGAGAAGGCAGCAGGGAGCCGAUUCUCUCCCGGUUGCUUAACGGCAGAGAAAGCGAGGCAACUCCGAAUUAUGACAUCGAAAACUGAUUGUUUUCAGGACGGAAUGUACCAUUCGGGCGUCGCAUCUCGGCUGGCUUCCGAUUUCUCAAACACUAAGAAUGAUACCGGAAAAUAG